Molecule: messenger RNA, 933 nt
Organism: Suillus clintonianus
Lineage: Eukaryota; Fungi; Basidiomycota; Agaricomycetes; Boletales; Suillaceae
Exons: 5
Coding region: 187-657 (156 amino acids)
Source: RefSeq, a predicted model, not a curated record
CAAAAUCGUACCAGACGAACGGAAGCUCGGGGGUCCCUAUAAUACUCGCUUAAGUAAGCCUGCGCGGAAGCGUUCCCCAGGACUUCGACAAAGGACCUUGGUUCAGCCAAUCGUAUAAUCAGCACCUGCAGGUCGUACACCACAACCGUGACUGAACCUGAAACAGCUGUAACAACAGACGACUGCAUGGACAACUCACCCAUCCCACCCCGACCGAUACACAUAGAUUCAUCGAAACUGCAGAAAGGGCAGCGCGUUGGAGAUAGAGUACCAGGUGAUGACACCAAUAAAAACAGAACAAUAGGUAUACCUCGUGGACGAUACAAAGAAAAAUUUCAAUUUUUGAGGGAACGCUUUGAUCGAGUCGUAGGGUUAAAAGAGGAGUAUGAGAGAGAUCUCGAGCUUGCAAAUGCACGGAUGCACAAGCUCCAAGCUGAGAACGACUUGCUUCUUGACGCUAUCAAUCUUACAGUUCCAGCAACGCCUUCCCUCAUGCAUCUCACACGCCCCUCUCCAACACUAUAUUCACACCAAGUUGCACCUCCAGCACCUCCUCCACCUCACCACAUGAACGGGCACAGCGUUCCCCAUGCUAACGGGAGGUAUCGCCCAGUAGAUGUGCGCACGCGAGUUGUCCUUUAUCAUCAUCUCCUCUGAUUUUUGUCUUGAUAGCCGCAAGACAUCACAACUUCGGAGAGGGAUCGUGAUCGUGAUUACCGGGAUAUUCCUCCUGAAACGACAGCGAACGGGCGCUUAUGAAUACAAGCCGAAUGUGUGGCCUUCGAUUGGAAUCCGUUCAUAAGCCUGCCAUUCUGACGUCGCACUUGUCUUCUUGCAAUUUUAUCUUGCUAUCGUUGCAAUAUUUAAUUUUAUAUGCUGUGCGUAUGAUGCACUCCGAUUGGCCAACGAAGUCUGCCGGUAUUCGAUCUCCCC